Messenger RNA from Chelmon rostratus (copperband butterflyfish), 5352 nucleotides. Its product is annotated as beta-1,3-galactosyltransferase 2. The transcript has 4 exons. Gene Ontology annotation, molecular function: N-acetyl-beta-D-glucosaminide beta-(1,3)-galactosyltransferase activity. Bases 10 to 1050 code for a protein of 346 amino acids. Gene Ontology annotation, cellular component: membrane. NCBI's taxonomy places the organism in Eukaryota, Metazoa, Chordata, Actinopteri, Chaetodontiformes, Chaetodontidae. The record is from RefSeq and is a predicted model, not a curated record.
CUUUCGACAAUGCUGGAGAGCUCUGUUUCCAAAUGUGAAAAGACUCCGUGGACCAGAGCUCAACGAUGGUUCUGUCUUUUGAUGCUGUUCCUCAUGACGGGAACUUUUAUGUUAAUGUUCUACAGUCCGAGCUCAUUUUCAAGCCAAUAUCACAGCAAUUUGACUCGUUCUUCAGUUAGUGGUAUCUCACCAGAUGACCCCUCAGCAUCGCAGUAUAUUGUGGCAUACCCAAACCAGUACCAAUUCAUACUGGACGAACCCAAUAGAUGUCAGCAAGAAAGGCCAUUCUUGGUUCUGAUGAUCCCAGUCGCACCCCACAACGGAGAGGCCCGUAACAUAAUCCGCAACACGUGGGGCAAAGAAAUCACAGUGCAGGGCCAAGUGGUCAGCCAUUACUUCCUGUUGGGCCUCUCCAAAGAGGAAGGAAGGACAGAGCCCUUUAAGGAGCAAGUGUUGCAGGAGAGCCAGAGACAUCAUGAUAUUCUCCAGAGUAACUUCUUGGAUAGCUACCACAACCUCACCAUUAAAACAAUGAUCAUGUUCGAAUGGCUCCACUCCCACUGUCCCAACACCUCCUACGCCAUGAAGGUCGACUCGGACAUGUUCCUUAAUGUCCACAAGCUCGUUGGCAUGCUUUUGAUAGCCCCCCGACGCCUCUACAUGACAGGAAUGGUGACAAGGGGUGCGCCUGUUCUUCGAGACCCUAAUUCAAAGUGGUUUAUGCCCGUUUCUGCCCUCUCUGAGUCGAGGUACCCACCGUACGCCCUGGGACUGGGCUAUGUGUUCUCAAUGGAUUUACCAAAGAAGAUACUGGAGGCGUCUGCGCAUGUUAAAGCUGUUUACAUUGAGGAUGUGUACGUGGGAAUGUGUAUGGAAUAUCUGGGAAUUGCACUGACAGAUCCACCUCAUGGUGGUUUGUUUAGGGCAACAGUACCUUAUUUGGCAGGCAGCUGCUACUGGACCUCUGUCAUUACAACCAUACUGCAGAACACUGAGGAGCUUUCAAAGGUAUGGGUAACAUAUCAGACUCAAGCACAAAGCGGCUGCUAAGCACUUCUGCCUGAGCCUUCCAAAAACUGUCACUGUUUUAAAGUUGCACACUGUAACCGCAUAGCCUUGUUGCACAGCACAGCAGUUACAAUGCCUGUUUACAGAACAAGCUAGUGCCUUGAUGAUAAUGUUUCUGUGUUUUAAGUACGGUCUGGGCGUUUCAUAAGAAAACAGAGAUUGUGAAACAGAUACGCAUUUUGAGGCUGAGCAAAGUGUGUUCUGUUUUUGACGUUUGCAAGGUUGCACAAAUGAUUGUGAAUGUGUCAAUAAUCUAAGGGUUUUAAGAUGUAGAGCAGUUUUUUAAAUUGCUCCUGAGGCCGUGCAGCCUACAUGUCAUAGCUGGUGGUAUGAUUAAACUGAACCAACAGGAAGUAAGCAAGCACACUAGUUGCCCCCUUGUGAAACGAUGGAGUUGUUUGGCAUGAGGAAAAAUCUUGAUAAUUCUAGAGCGAUAUCAAAAUGUGCAUGCAUGCAUGCACAUUAUACACAUGCAUGCAUGCAAAAUGUGCAUGCAAAAUGUGCAUGCAUGCAUGAGAGAAAGCCCACCAUAUACCACCGCUCCACAGGAGAGAGGAUUUGAUCAUGUGCAGCUGCACAAUUUCAGACAGUUCACACGGUGUGCUGCUAAAACAGUAGCUGUUACUGCAGCUCUGGUAUAAUAUGCAUAACGACAACAUUUAUUAAAUGUUGUAAACACAAAAACAUGCUAUUAUCACAGAAAAUUAUGUGAGCAAGCACAAAGUCAUUAAUUCACAACAAAAAACCCUUUCUACCCUUUAUGAGCAAUAAAUUGUUUUUGUUGUUGAUUAACAUUUGUGUUGCACACAUAUCUUCUGCGCCCUUCAAAGCAGCGAGGAACUGAUAAUAAAAUGAGGUUGUGUUGAUUUCCCGAGUAAUGAAAAGUAGCUGAAUGGGACUGAACAACAUGCCAGUAUGUCACUUUCUGUGUUAACAGUAUUUCUCUUUCUGAGGAGCAUAAUACAGUUAGAGUAGUACAAGUAAUUAUUUUUCGACAAUUACAUUGGCUAAACUUAUGUUGAAAGACCAUCUGAAGAGAUGUUCUCAUUGGCUAAAAAAAUAGAAGAAUACUUUAUUACUGCGUCACAAACAACAAAAUGACCUUUAAAUUAUUAAGCCUUUUGAAGGCUUCUCUGAAGAAUCCCACUGUUGAUAGAAGUCAUCAUGUGGUUAACAUGGUUUAGGCACUAAAACGAAAAGAUCAUGGUUAGGCUUAAAAAUAGAUAUGUUACUUACACUUGCAGCCAGUGAAGGCCUUCGAAAGCCAGUCAGUCAAUGGGCUCUCAAACUUUUUUUAUUUCAUUUUAAUGCAGCGCACUUUGCUACACCAGGGUAAAUAAAUGAAAAUGUCCCUAUAAUUUCCAAUUUAUGUAUGAUUUUAAAUUUGACAGUGGAUGUUUAUUUCACAAUGUAAAUUCCUUCAUAUCUCAUUUAUUUAUGAAUCAAUUUUUGGAUUUGGUCAGUUGUUUUAAUGCAACACUAAUUCAUCCUCUCACCCAUUCAUUAAAUACAUUUGCCUCGUUUUAAAGAUGCAGCAUUGGGUUCAGAGAUGAUUCUGGUUGGCAGGAGUAAAGCACACUGCUGGAUCUUUUAUUCGGGCCCUGCAUUGCAAAAGUUAAUUAAUCCUUCAUACAUUAAAGAGAGAGAGUCUAUAUUAUAUAAAAUAUUUGUGAGAGAUUUUCGAACAUGGGGACUUGCUCUCUUAUGCCUCUGCCUGCUAACUUCCUCCCAAUUUCUUUUACUUGCAUUUAUUCUGUCCUAAUUUAUAUUAUUUAUAUGAACUCUUGAGUUGUUUAAUGAGCCUACAUUCUGUGAAAUGAUUGUGUGUUUAAUCAUGUAGAAACUGUUGUUACAGUAGAUUGAAUCUAAUUGAUUCUCAAGAAUCUUUCUGCAGCGAGACACAAAAACAAGAAAAGUAUUUAUUUUUCUCUCACCCUGGACUUCCUCUUUCGCUCCCUGCCUGCUUAUUUCCAUAGAAAUAAUAGGUGACGCUGCACUGUGGCUGGCUGAUUAACCUGUGGGUGGCUUAUACAUCUGCUCUUUAGAUCUGCUCUUCACGAGAAGAGCUUGACACGUAGAAAUAACUGACACAUCACAUUUUGUGGUUCCUUAUCAGUGUUUAAAGAAUUUGAAGCGUCAAAAUCAAAUGUCAGCUUUGUGUGCAAAUCUCUCCUAGUUGAACUUGAUUAGAAAAGCUACAGGAUUUCAUGUAGUUUGUAAAACAGACAUUUAAAGUAGUGCACAUACAGGAACACCGAAAACAUUUAUUUUUAUAAAAGCCACAUCCUGAUAUGACUGCGGCCUUUAAGUUUUUUCUCACACCGUACACAGAGUAAGGUCAGCCAGGAUUUAAGUGAUGUGCAAACACGAGCAACAGCGCUCUCUGGUGGUAAGCAGACAAAUGAGAAAACAGAAACAAGGAACAGAGACAGGUGUUGAAGGAAAUGAGGGAUUAUGAGUAAAGUUUAAAUAAAGGGUGUGGUUGCAAAUCAAGUUUUAAUAACUUCCCAAUAGGAAAUGACAACUUACAUGUAGCAAAAUAUACUGUAAGCACAUCACACUUCAGUUUUGUCUCGCAACCACAUGUUGAUGUGGCGUUACUAUGGCUACCAAGGAUAAGUAGGUAUGAGAUCCUGUAUUCACCCUCCUUGACAGUGAUGCUGAAUAUUACUGAAUGGUGCUAAAUAUUACUAGACCCUAAAAGCACCAGCAUUAAGAAGGGUGUCUGCAGAUCUGAGACAGCCUCAUGACCGUUCUGCCUUCAUAAUAGACAGGUAAAUAACUCCACACAAAAUCCUGUCUCAUGCUGUUUUUUUUCCAAUGUCAGUGCAUCUGUGUGUCCAUAAAGGUUUUUUUUUUUUUUUAAACCCAGUCUGAGACUCUUUCAUAAGACAAAAACAGCAGAUAAAGAGACACUGACUGAGACAGAUAAAGAGAUGGGCUCAGCCAGCCUGUCACCUCAGUACGCCUCUGCAGGAAGGCAAGCAAAGCUGUGCGCCUGUGUGUCUGCUUCUAUUUCUGAUCUUUGAGAAGGAUCAAAUAUUGUCAAAUGGACAUCUAAUGUGAGAACAUGUUGCUCUAACAGCUAACUAUUGUGACUGAUCCAAUUUUCAACUGUUACAGUCCUUGAGAGACCAAAACGAACCAAGUCUGCACCUCCACACACUCACAAUGGCUGCAACCAAGUGUACUUGAUCUUCUCUCGGGCCUGUUCUCUGCUUCCAGCCACUCUGUCACCCCAUGUCUCCAACUACUUGUCUCUUUAACAACCACUCUCUUUACAAAUCCCCUCCAAGACAGAUGGGUCUGAGGGUUCGAGUCAGCUGAGUGUCUGGUCCAGGUGGACAAAGCUCCCAGAUUCCACUCAAUUUUGGGGGUGUGGAUCUUUUUUUUUUUUUUUUUUUCCCAGAAUUAGCUCCACUCAGCCAAGCUAUGGCUAAAUCUGUUUUAGCGUCAGUAUCCUGAAUUGCAGUCUGGCAACCUCUCACCUUCACUCCCCACUGACACCACAGCUGAUGCUACUUUCCUUCAAUCUGUUUUGCUGUACUUUUGUUUUAUAAUUUCCCACAAUGCUUAUUGACAAGUGGACAAGUGGGGUGUGGGCUGGGUGAUUUCAGUGCAGACAUAGACGUUGAGGAACAUGCAGAUAAGAACCGUCUCUUCCAGGAUGACAAUGCGCCCAGCCACAAGGGGUCACUGACGGGUUUGAUGGUUUGAAUCAUAUGCCGUGGCCUUAACAGACACCAGAUUCUUACCUCCAUCACCAAAACACCAAACGAGGGAAUAUGUUUCGGAAGAAUUAGUGUUCUACUCUGAGAACGUAUGACGGGGAGCACUGAAUCUGUCUUGCUUUACUAAGACUGGCAGUUUUUCUUACCUGCUGAGCCUAAAUGCUCUUUUUCAACACUGCCACACUUUCACACUGGGAAGCUGUGCAGUACACAGUUUCAUGUGCUGGCUACUGAGCAGCCUCACUGGACCAGUUGGAGGUUAACAGGUUGGUCUCAUCAGCAGUUGGUUCUGUAGCUCUCCAGUAAAAUAUCAACCCUAUAACAACAUAACAAUAUAAAAAUACAGGGCUGCCUUCAGUGACAGAUCUGAUAGUCCUAUCUUGUACUAUGCUAUGGUCUGUUAAGCAUGCUGAAGACAUUAGCUUGAAUUUUGACUUUCUCAAACAAUAUUUUUGAUUUGUGUUAUCAGGUGUAGGCAGUUAUCAGGCGAACAGUUGAAUAAUUUGCAUGUUUUUUUUUCUUUUGCCUGUUCAUUGUGAACUUGUCAUUUUGU